Molecule: messenger RNA, 688 nt
Organism: Colletotrichum navitas
Lineage: Eukaryota; Fungi; Ascomycota; Sordariomycetes; Glomerellales; Glomerellaceae
Product: CoA binding domain-containing protein
Exons: 2
Coding region: 148-615 (155 amino acids)
Source: RefSeq, a predicted model, not a curated record
UUGAAAUCUCCGAGCCGCCGCGCGUGCCUCACCUUGCCCACCACCCUUCCUACCUCGUCUCCGUCUCCCUCGCUCUUCACCCCCUUCCGUGCCCGCAAGUUAUAAACCAUCUCAAAACCUUGCCCCGCGCCGACACUAGUGCCCGACAUGACGACCGAAGCCGCCGCCCGGGUGUUCUUCUCCUCAAAGUUCUUCGCCGUCGUGGGCGCGAGCUCGAACCCCGCCAAGUUCGGCCAUAAGAUCUUCGCCUGGUACCUCGACCGCGACAUCCCCGCCAUCCCCGUCAACCCGACCGCCGGCACCGUCAACGCCCUCGGCAAGGACCACCCGGCCAUCCCUAACCUCUCCGCCCUCCCCAACCCCAAGGAGACGGCCGUCUCCGUCAUCACCCCGCCGCCCGCGACCCUCCAGGUGCUGCGCGAGGCCAAGAGCCUCGGCGUACCCGCCGUCUGGCUGCAGCCCGGCACCUUUGACGACGAGGUCAUAGCCUUUGCCCGCGCCGACGGCGCCUUCGAGGCUGUCGUCGCCGGCUUCGGCGGCGGCACCCGCGGCGGCGAGGGCUGGUGCGUCCUCGUCGACGGCGACAAGGCCCUCAAGGCCGCUGGCAAGCUGUGAUGCUCUCACCCUCUCUCUUUCUCUCUCUUUCUCUCUCUUUCUCUCUCUCUCUCUCUCUCUGUCUCUCUGUCUC